CUCAUGUGGUCGACGCGGUACAACGCUGAACUUCGUGUCAGUGGAUCGAACGGGUAGACCGGCAGAUAACCUACCGUAGAAUAAUCUUUCUCCCAACUAAUGGUAACUUACAACUAAAGAUUUCUUUCAUCCGCGACGUUGAUCAACUAUAUCAUGCGAAGUCUGUUACUUUAGGCCAUCGGGUGGGCCGGUUUUCACAGUGGUGUAUGGUACAAAAAAGAUAGGCAUGGAGGCAGAGGAGGGGAAGGCGACGAUACCAUCUCCUUUAUAUUCAAAAAUCCCGCGAACACCACCGUGUGCAGCGAGAUCACUUUUGAAUGGAGCAGUUCGACCGAAUCAGGAUCCAUGUCACUGUUGGUCGCGAACAGUGCCCACAUCUCGAAAUUGAUCGCCACCACAUCAAUGUCUGUCCACUCCUUCUCCUGGAACCCCGUCACGGUCCUGAAAGGGUGGUACAUCUUGCAGGCAUCCUUGUCUACCACGACAACCGUGAUCAACUCCUCCGCAUUUUUCGUGGACGACGGUUCCGAUUUGGCAUGUUCGAUCUCUUCUUCCCUUCACAGUAUUGUUCCAACCGUCAAGAGGCAUUCAUCUAGUCUGGUCAACAUCAUAGCACCAGCUGUUGGAACUACGGCAGGAGCCGCAAUUGCGUUCAUCAUAGUAUCGACGGCGUAUUUCCAUCCUCGUUGGUGGCGUCGCUCCAUGCCCCCUCGUCGACGUCGGUCUUACAUAGUUCAUUGAAGGGAACAUUGGACCACAAUUUUA
Messenger RNA from Guyanagaster necrorhizus, 765 nucleotides. RefSeq lists its product as uncharacterized. The transcript is spliced from 3 exons. Bases 346 to 741 code for a protein of 131 amino acids. The record is from RefSeq and is a predicted model, not a curated record. Lineage: Eukaryota; Fungi; Basidiomycota; Agaricomycetes; Agaricales; Physalacriaceae.